This is a messenger RNA of Cyclospora cayetanensis, 2505 nucleotides long. Its product is annotated as heat shock protein 90. Lineage: Eukaryota; Apicomplexa; Conoidasida; Eucoccidiorida; Eimeriidae. Gene Ontology annotation, biological process: protein stabilization; cellular response to heat; protein folding. The coding region runs from base 1 to 2505 and encodes 834 amino acids. The transcript has 3 exons. Gene Ontology annotation, molecular function: ATP binding; ATP-dependent protein folding chaperone; ATP hydrolysis activity. The record is from RefSeq and is a predicted model, not a curated record. Gene Ontology annotation, cellular component: protein-containing complex; cytosol; plasma membrane.
AUGGCACCGCUUUUGGCGUUGAUCGCGGGGGGUCUGGCCUUAUGUCUUGGCUACUCUUUCUCGCGAGCAGACGAUGCAGCUUCAGCAGGCAGUGCUGCUGCGGAGGUUCCCAGCACCAGCGAGGUGCUGUCUGCCCUCUCAGCCGCGCGCAGCGCGCGAGGGGAAGGCGGCAGCAGCAGCCAGGAGAUGCACGAGUACCAAGCGGAAGUCACGCGCUUGAUGGACAUAAUCAUCAAUUCUCUCUACACGCAGCGAGACGUGUUUCUGCGGGAGUUGAUCUCGAACUCCGUCGACGCCCUCGAGAAAGCUCGUUUUCUGUCGAUCUCCGGCGGCUCGGGAAGCAACGAGCAGCAGCAGCAAGAGCAGCAGCAGCAGCUGGCUAUCCACGUCGAAGCCGAUCCGCAGCAGAAAGUGCUUUCCAUCUGCGAUACAGGCGUGGGGAUGACGAAGCAGGAGCUGAUCACCAACUUGGGGACCGUUGCCAAGUCGGGCACGAGCAACUUCCUAGAAGCUCUGGCAAGCAGCAACAACGAUGUCAGUUUGAUUGGGCAGUUCGGAGUUGGCUUCUACUCCGCCUUUCUCGUCGCGGAUCGAGUAACCGUGAUUUCCAAGAACAGAGAAGACGAGCAGUACGUCUGGGAGUCGUCUGCGGAUGCCAAGUACUACGUCGAGAAAGAUCCAAGAGGCAACACGCUGCAGCGCGGCACUUGCGUCUUGCUGCACCUCAAAGAAGAUGCCACCGAGUUUCUCGACGUCUACAGACUCAGGGAGCUCAUCAGCAGGUACAGCCAGUUCAUGUCUUACCCCAUCUACCUCAAGACGACGAAGACUGUCUCCGAAGAGGUGCCUGUGGAGGAGGAAGAAGAGACUGCUGCCAAAGAAGCCUCGCAGGAAGGCCAAGACGACGCUGAGAAGGAAGGCGAUGUCGAAGUUCAUGAUGACGAAGAGGAAGAAAAAGAUGAGAAAGACAAGAAAAAGACAAAGACGGUAGAGAAGGAAGUCGAAACUUGGGAGCAGAUCAACCAGCAGAAGGCGAUUUGGCUACGUCCCAAGGAGGAUGUUACGGAAGCUGAGUACACCGACUUCUACAAGUCUCUGACGAAGGAUUGGAGUGAGCCGCUCGUGCACAUGCAUUUCAAUGCCGAGGGAGAGGCUGAGUUCAGGGCACUUCUUUUUAUUCCCAAGAGGUCUCCAGCCGACGUGUUCACUCAAUACUUUGGCAAGCAGACGAGCAUCAAGCUGUACGUACGGCGCGUGCUGGUUGCCGACGUGUUCGACGACAUGCUCCCCAAGUACCUGCACUUUGUCAGGGGUGUAAUUGACUCCGAUGAUCUCCCGCUGAACGUCUCUCGGGAGCAGCUGCAGCAGCACAAGAUCCUCGGCAUCAUCAGCAAGAAGGUCGUCAGGAAGACACUUGACACCAUCCGCAAGAUGUUUCUCGACAGCGCCAAGGCGCGGGAGGAGCAGAAGAAGGCGCUAGAGGACGCCGAUGACGAGGAGAAGAAGAAGGAACUGAAGAAGCAACUGAAGGAGCCAACACAGUUCGAUCAGUUCUACAAAGAAUUCAGCAGAAACCUCAUGCUUGGAUGCUACGAGGAUGACAGCAAUCGUUCCAAGAUCGCGAAGGUUCUCCAGUUUUUCUCCACAAAAAGCCCUACCGAGCCCAUUUCUCUCGAGCUGUACAUACAGCGCAUGAAGGAAGGUCAGAGCGCCAUCUACUACGCGGCGGGAGAAACUGUCGAGCAGCUGCUGGCUCAGCCGCAAAUGCAGAUUUUCAGAAAGAAGGAUAUCGAGGUCCUUCUCCUUAUUGAAGCCAUGGACGAGCCUUGUGUUCAGAGGCUCGGAGAUUUUGACGGCAAAAAGUUCGAGUCCGUUCAGAAGGGCAACUUGACUUUGGUGGAGACGGCGGACGAGAAGAAGCGGUAUAAGCGUCUUUCCACUUUCUUCGCGCCUCUGCUGAAGUGGCUGAAGUCUCUGUUAGGGCCUAAAGUCACGAAGGUUGAGCUGUCGAAGCGCUUGGUGGAAGCUCCUUGCGCCGUCGUUGCUUCCCAGUGGGGUUAUUCGGCACAGAUGGAAAAGGUCAUGAAGACACAGACUUUCGCCGAUCCAAUGCACAUUCGGAUGAUGCAAGGGCAGAAGAUCUUCGAGGUGAAUCCCAGCCAUAAAGUGAUGCAGCACCUUCUUAGCCGCGUGAAGGAGGUGGGGGAGAGUGGCAUGGCCGAUGCCGACAAGGCACUGGCAGAGCAGCUUUUCGGAGCAGCUAUGCUCGCGUCUGGCUUCGACGUUGAGAAGCCUGCAGAUCUCGCAGCAGUUUUGUACCAAGGACUGGCUAAGCAGGCGGGGGUAGACACCGAGAAUCCGCUCAACGAAGAUCUUGAAUUGCCGGAGGAAGAGGAAGCAGAGGACGCGAAUCAAGCGGAGAAAGACGCCGAAGAGAGCGGUCUGCCGGAUGAUAUCUUGAACGGCCUCAACUUUGGCGGAGAGUCGAUGAAGGAUGAGCUUUGA